UCACGUGACGGCUGUCGGAAGUAGAGGUCCACGCAGAGAGGAAUCAUGGCUGCCGAGGGGGAUGUAGAGCUGGAGUUAGAAACUGAGGAGAACUGUAGUGAGCGGCCGGCGGAUAAACCGCGCAAACAUGACAGCGGAGCGGCGGACCUGGAGAGGGUGACGGACUAUGCGGAGGAGAAGGAGAUCCAGAGCUCCAACCUGGAGACGGCAAUGUCAGUGAUUGGGGACAGGAGGUCGAGGGAGCAGAAAGCAAAGCAGGAAAGAGAAAAGGAGCUAGCAAAAGUUACCAUCAAGAAGGAAGAUGUGGAGCUUAUUAUGAAUGAAAUGGAGAUACCCCGGUCAGCAGCAGAAAGAAGUUUGCGAGAACACAUGGGAAACGUCGUAGAAGCGCUCAUUGCUCUCACUAACUGAACCUGGUCUACACUGUCUUCUAAUGAUUUCCUAAUCAGCCAAGAGAGCUUUGACUGGAGGAACCUGGAUCUGUAAUGUGGGACAAUGGAGCACCAGUGAAUUUGGGGAAAUACCAACAUCUAGUAGACAUACUGCAGAGGUUGUCCUGUAAAUUUUAGGGUUUGGGGUCAUUUGCCUAAACCAGUAGAUUUGACCCUCUCCCCCCAUAUUGACUAUGAUAGUUAUGUUGUAUAACAGGAGCGGAAAUAGCAAAAUAAAACUAAUUGGCAGUUUGACUUUUUCCACAUUUAGUACACAACAUUGACCAAGUUUAGUCUGAGAUGUGUGAAAUAAACUUCUUUUAAACCCUG
Bufo bufo (common toad) is the source of this 761-nucleotide messenger RNA. It is a transcript of the gene HYPK, whose product is annotated as huntingtin interacting protein K. Gene Ontology annotation, biological process: negative regulation of apoptotic process; protein stabilization. The transcript has 4 exons. The record is from RefSeq and is a predicted model, not a curated record. NCBI's taxonomy places the organism in Eukaryota, Metazoa, Chordata, Amphibia, Anura, Bufonidae. Bases 46 to 411 code for a protein of 121 amino acids.